This is a messenger RNA of Pomacea canaliculata, 2025 nucleotides long. RefSeq names its product WD repeat and coiled-coil-containing protein-like. Gene Ontology annotation, molecular function: kinase binding. NCBI's taxonomy places the organism in Eukaryota, Metazoa, Mollusca, Gastropoda, Architaenioglossa, Ampullariidae. The coding region runs from base 203 to 1468 and encodes 421 amino acids. The record is from RefSeq and is a predicted model, not a curated record. The transcript has 7 exons.
UCAGAAAGCCAGUGUGUUGUUGUGGGAAGCAACACACAGAGCCAGUUUCAGAUCUUUGCAUUGCUUGACAAUCACCUUGUACCUGCUGGACAUAUGUCUCUGGCCAAAGAUGAAAAGCCAAAAGGUAUGUGCAAUUUGCCUGCAGCCCUAGCUUCCAAUGCUGUAGGUGUCCUGGUCUUAGUUGGAACAGCAAAACCAACUGAUGCCACUUUCCCUUCCUCCAGCAGUUUGGCACAUUUCACUCUCAGCCUUACGGUUCUUCCCUACUAGACCAGAAAAGAUGCAACAGUUUUCCAGCUACCAUUCUCAGAAUCUCAAAGUACAGUCUUCUGGUGCACUAACAAAGGCGGACAGUGUACGUGAACUUAAAAGCCAGACUGUCGGUGAAUCACGCUUACAAACACGUACCUCCAGCUACAGAGGGGACAGAUCAACUCCCAGAAUGAAGUCUUCAGAGCCUGUGAAAGAGAAUUCUAUGGAACCAAUGACUGUGCAAGAGAAUUUUAUGGAACCAAUGACUAUCAGAGUUUCUCUUUCUCCUGAGGACUCACCUGUUGGUCUUAAAAAGCUAGUGGAGGAAGUGAACACAACCAACAGAUUACAGCCAUCUCCCUCUUUGGAGACUGAACUCGCUGACUUUUCUCACAGCUCACCCAAGUUUCUAAAUACAAAGUUGUCGCAUACAUUUGAAAUUAACAACAAUGUUCAUGACAGAAUUGAAGCGGCUACUUGUAAGGAAAGGAAAACUGAAACAGAACUGUUUCCAGCUCAUUCAAGAAUGUACAGUGGACAUGGAGAGACAGAGCCUUUCCACCAUGAUCGGAUGGCAGAAAUUGCCAGUGGCCUCCAUGGUGUAUUUACAGGGGUCAAAGUGGCACCAACUGACCCUUCAGACUUACACACAGAAAUUAAUGGUGCUCAUCAUCAACAGAUCCAACCCCAUGGGGAGAGCAAGGAGGCUCUUAGCCCUCUGCUGGUGCUGCCCCCAGGUAGAGAUGGUGCUGGGGGGAAGCUAACUGAUGACAAAGGGUCUACAUGCAGCAGCCUUAACAGCAGCGACAGUAAUUAUGAGAUGCUGGAGAGACAGAUACAGCAGCAGAAAGAUCAAAUUGAUGCUCUCCAGAAGAAGCUUGGGGAACUGUCAGUGAUGGUACAAGAGACAUCUUGCGUUUUUCCUGUGCACUACCAAAACUUUUCAGAACCUGAGUUCAUACAUAUCAAGUGUGUGGCUGGGGAAAAACAGGCCCACCGCAGAUUUCUGCUGGACAAUGGACGGCUGCAGCUGGAACCUGUCAAACUGGCCUUCAGUCUAACAACUGUGGAACUUAUACUUGAUGGAGAGCCCCUUGUGCUUGGUGCUAAUGUAGAUGGCUACAUUCCAAUGCGUUUCUCUCCUGGCAGCUGUCUGCUCAUUACUGGAGUGCCAACUUCUGCCAGCUCACAUCUGAACAAGAAAACUACGCAGUGAAAGCUACAGAAAACUUUUAAUUUUGUCUGUGCUGCUAAGAAUUUAGAAGACCUUUUUAGUGGAAACAUUUUUUGUACAAAAGCUUUGCUAGGGAUUUUUUCCUUUUCAAAACAUCAUUACCUAAACAGUUGUUAUGCUAAUUUUAUAAAUAUUACCAAAACUCCUGGUAAGUUGGAUGGAGUUAGUCAGGAAGAAUAGAGAAAUCCCCAACCCUUAUCACAAUGUCAACAGUUUAAAUGCAAAGAAAAUAUAUGGAUGGUUCUUCAUUGGAUAUGAUUAAUUCAGUCCCUUGACAUGCAUUACUGAAGGGAAAAUAAUAGAUGCAGCAGCAGACUAGGUUGAACAAGCUACUUAAUAAUUUUGGGGAAUAUCAAAUCAAGGCAUGACACCACCACCAGGUCCAACAUGCUAUGUGCAACAAAUACCUCUUUUGGGACAGAAUGUAUGUUCUUGAACAAAUGUCUUCUUGUUCUUAUGUGCUGUGGAAAAUUGUGUGAAAUUAUAGUUGCCAUCUUUUGUAAAAAGAUGUAAUAAAGCAUAUGUGUACAAACAGUAAA